Zea mays is the source of this 1536-nucleotide messenger RNA. RefSeq lists its product as uncharacterized. Bases 632 to 1228 code for a protein of 198 amino acids. The transcript is spliced from 5 exons. NCBI's taxonomy places the organism in Eukaryota, Viridiplantae, Streptophyta, Magnoliopsida, Poales, Poaceae. The record is from RefSeq and is a predicted model, not a curated record.
UGGCGUCUUCGUUCUCGUCUGCAAGGGCGAAGGGCAAUGCAAAUGACCACCAACCUGGCCUUCCGUGUGCACGAGCACUGCACGACCACUGCCUGCGUGCAUCACCGCAGGAACCAGACUGAUGAGUAAUCUAAUGACUCAUUGUGUUGUCUAGGGCAGGCAGAAUAUUACGCACGCGUGUUGGAGUAUUUUUAAAGGAUCUCACGUUACAUGUGGAAUAACAUCAACAAAGUUGGGGGGGAAAUGUCGAGAGGCAAUUUUUUUUUGGCACAGAGAAAAAAGAAGUUGCAAUAGGCGGAGCGGAGAGAAGCUUUAGAUACCUUUUCGGCCACCCAUCAUAUACUCUGUCUGCUGUUCUUCCCUAUAAAUUCGUCGACCUCUCCAUAUCACAGAGAGAUAGAGAGAGAGAGAGAUAGACAGGAGAGAGAGAGAGAGGGGAAGAGAGAGAGAGAGAGAGAGAGAGAUAGAUGUGGUAACUCAAGAACUGUUCUUAUGCAUGCAGCAGCCAUAAGCAUUGCUACUAGGGUUUCAUGCGGGGCGAAGCAGCUGGUCUCUGCCGCCUGAACGCCGCCGGAAUCUGCGAGGCCUCCCCGAGCUGCGUGCGUCGUCGGAUAAGGCAGCCGGCACGGCAAUGCCGGUUCCGCUUGCUCCGUACCCAGCUCCUCCGGCGCCAUUCACGCCGCCCAAUGGGGCCCAGAGCCAGCUCGUCUGCACCGGGUGCCGGAACCUCCUCAUGUACCCAGCUGGUGCGACGUCGGUCUGCUGCGCCGUCUGCAGCACCGUCACCGCCGUGCCGGCUCCAGGAACUGAGAUGGCGCAGCUAGUGUGCGGAGGAUGCCACACCCUCCUCAUGUACAUACGCGGCGCGACGAGCGUGCAGUGUUCUUGCUGCCACACUGUGAACCUGGCUAUGGAAGCAAAUCAAGUCGCGCAUGUGAACUGCGGGAACUGCCGCAUGCUGCUCAUGUACCAGUACGGGGCUCGGUCCGUGAAGUGCGCGGUCUGCAGUUUUGUGACAUCGGUUGGAGUAAGUACUCAAAGCAUCCUUUUUCAGAAAAGGAUGCAAUUAACAAAUAAUGUUUUUUGUUGUAGAAGACUACCAUUGUUUCGCUGCUAUUCUUACUGUAAAACAACUUGUGUUUCUCAUGAGAAACAGAGAACUAACCGCCAAGUUUCACUCUACUCAGACCUCACCUGGUGCAGAGCAGAAGCCCAGCAGCUGAGCUGAUAGUGUCCCUGAAAGUGCUGUGAGACCACCUAUGAAAAGGAUGCUUUGAGUGCACAUGUAUAGAGUUCUUCCCUGAAGCGAUUCUUUCACUUUCUUUUCUUUUGUUUUCUUUUGUUUUCUUUUCUUUUUUGGUUCCUCCUCACCAUCUCCACCCCACCCGUCCACUUCUGCGUUCCUUCGAUGGAUCUCGCGAGCCCGCGGAAUAAAUGAGAGUUUUGGAUAUAUAGCUAGGGCUUAACCUCGUCGACUUGUCUGUAAAAUCGAAUGAGACAUAUAUAUAAACCUAUGUUGUUUUCCUUGUUUCUGAA